Penicillium daleae is the source of this 753-nucleotide messenger RNA. RefSeq names its product GNAT family N-acetyltransferase. The record is from RefSeq and is a predicted model, not a curated record. Gene Ontology annotation, molecular function: acyltransferase activity, transferring groups other than amino-acyl groups. The transcript has a single exon. Bases 1 to 753 code for a protein of 250 amino acids. NCBI's taxonomy places the organism in Eukaryota, Fungi, Ascomycota, Eurotiomycetes, Eurotiales, Aspergillaceae.
AUGGACGUCUCUUCAAAGGGACUAACGAUGCCAUCUUUCCAGCGAAAAGGCAGCAAUAUCCUGAUUCGUCGUGCACAAUACUCGGAUAUCCCCUUCAUGGCAAACAUAGCGGCAGCCGAAUUUCGUGAUUCCGAUCUGAACAAAUUCCUCUGCCCAUAUCGCCAUCAGUAUCCCGACCAUUUCAACAGACGCUUCCUACAGAUGUUUCAAGCGCGACAUUUCGACCCUCGAUCAAUUGGCUUUGUAGCCGUGGAGCCUUCCAGCCCGCACAAGCCCGUAGCCUACAUACACUUGACCCGCUUUGGAGACGACGAGCAAGCGAGACGAUUGAUUGCGGCGCAGGACUCGCUCUGGCGGAGACUAUGCCAUCGGUUGCUUCAGCUUCGAACCAUGAUAGUAAACUAUCUCUGGCCUGAUCGGUCCACUGAUCACGAUGCGGCGCGCCAGUUUGACGAAUCGGCCAAGCGCGACAGUGAAAAGUAUUGGGGGUCUGAUGAGAUGAGGGCAAAGUAUGGGAAUCGCUGGCAUGUAAGGGGUCUAGUGGUCUCCUCAUCGCAUCAACGUAGAGGAGUUGGCCAGGCGCUCAUGGCGGAGGUUUUGCAGAGGGCGCAGCAAGAGGGUGUUGUAGUUGGAUUGGAGGCCAGUGGAGAUGGGGAGAAGCUCUACCGAUUGCUGGGAUUUGAGAUGCGAGGCCCAUUCUCUAUGAUUGUUGGACCACCAGUUGGGGGGUUUAUGAUGUGGACUCCUAAAUGA